This is a messenger RNA of Fomitiporia mediterranea MF3/22, 627 nucleotides long. RefSeq lists its product as uncharacterized. The transcript is spliced from 9 exons. Bases 1 to 627 code for a protein of 208 amino acids. NCBI's taxonomy places the organism in Eukaryota, Fungi, Basidiomycota, Agaricomycetes, Hymenochaetales, Hymenochaetaceae. The record is from RefSeq and is a predicted model, not a curated record.
AUGGUGAAGAACAAGCCGUUCAACCCUACGAGUUUGAUUUACUUCACUAAUCGUUACGUUGGACUCCUUGGAGUGAUUUGUCUCAUUUACUAUGAUACUAGCUUCAACGUCAACAUUUUGAGCCUGAAUUAUUCAUUCACAGCUGUCGGGCGACUUACUGGACCAUUAACGUAUGCGAGUAAGUAUGAUAUACCACCAGAAGAAGACUGGCUGAAGAUCUUGGCAGACAAGACACUUUCGAUCUGCCUGAAGGUUCUCCUUGCUGUAGAAGCAUGCCUUGGACUUGCAUUUCUUAUUCCUGCCGAUCUAUUUGAAGAUGUUACUGUUGGUAUACUUGCACAGAGUGUCACUUAUUGCGGGAUAAGCAGAGAUCCUCCAAAAGUGCUGAUCACCAUCUCAUGUCGAGUCUAUGUUGCCAAUCAAUUCGUUGCGCUUCUUCUGAAUGCUGCUGGAAACCCGGCACUUCUGUGCGUCCUCGGAAGCCAUCUUCUUAUCAAUUUGAAAAAGGCAGGCGAGCUGGGAGUGAACGAGGGAACAAAUUACAGAUCAAGAGCUGUAAGCGACAUUGAAUUCGCCCAUGGUGGCCCGGUAGCAGCCUCAAACGAGGAAGGCACAUCAAGCGUUUGA